AUGACUGUCCUCAAGGAAAAGCCCAUCAUUGUGGCGGCAGCCUUCCCUGCCUCUGGCCAUACGGCAGGGCUCAUGCGGAUCUCGGAAUACCUCAUCGAAAAAGGCCACGAGCUAUACUUUAUCACCAGGGCCGACUUCAAGGCCGCUACCGACAAAAUAGGGGCUCAUUUUGUCGAAAACCCGUGGUCCUGGGAGGAAGUAUUUGCUUCGAGACCGCCUGACUCCGACGAGAUGUGGAACUUCAAGAACAUCUUUGCCAACUCAACUCCGCUCGCCCAUCGCGCGCUCAAGGACACGCUUGAGCAGGUUCGCAGGAACCACCCUGAACGCGAUGUCGUUAUACUCCACGAGAGCUUUUCGGGCGGCCUCGGUCCCUUUCUGCACGGCGCACCCCUGCCAGAGGGGUAUACCGUUCUCCCCAAAAUCAUCAACUUCCACACGAGCGUCUACCUUCCCGGUGACGCCAGCUUCCCGCCUUUCGGCCCUGGACUGCCCUAUGACCCAACCCCCGAAAACCUAGCCCUCUGGCAGUCCAUCUCGGAUGCAAUGAAGCCAGCGAUGGGGGAACUGACUGAGCAUUACAACACGCUUUACAAAUCCCUCGGCGCCACCCAGGCCAUGACGACACCCAUUUUAAGCCGCGCCAUGGGCUUUGGCGACGUAACCCUACUAGCCACCACCGCAAGUCUGGAGUGGCCCACUGUCACCGCCAACGCCGCCUUGCCCGCCGACUCCCCAGACAAGAAGAAGGUCGUCUUCGUCAGCCAGGGCACCGUGCACCGCAAGCCCACGGAGCUGAUCCUGCCCGCCCUCGCCGGGCUCGCGGAACGCAAGGACCUGCUCGUGAUCGCGACGCUCGGGGACCGGGGCGCGGAGCUGGAGGGCGCGGCGCGGGCGGCGCUCCCGGGCAACGCGUUCGUGGUGGACUACCUGGAGUACGAGGCGGUGCUGCCGCACACGGACGUGUUCGUGUCCAACGCCGGGUACGGCGGCUUCAUGCAGGGCGUCAUGAACGGCGUGCCCAUGGUGCUGGCCGGCACCAUGGCCGACAAGGCCGAGGUGUCCGCCCGCGCCGAGUGGGCCGGCGUCGCCGUCAACCUGCGCGCCCAGGAGCCCGGCCCGGACGCCAUCCGCGCCGCCGUGGAUAAAGUGCUGGCCGACGGCCGGUUCAAGGAGACGGUGGUCAGGCUGCAGAAGGAGAACCAGGACCUGGACGCGUUUGGCAAGAUAGACGAGAUUCUAGAGGAGUUGACCGGUGACUGUUGA
Molecule: messenger RNA, 1266 nt
Organism: Chaetomium globosum CBS 148.51
Lineage: Eukaryota; Fungi; Ascomycota; Sordariomycetes; Sordariales; Chaetomiaceae
Exons: 2
Coding region: 1-1266 (421 amino acids)
Molecular function (GO): UDP-glycosyltransferase activity
Source: RefSeq, a predicted model, not a curated record